AGAAGCUGAAGGAGGCGGCGGAGGCAGUGGAGGCAGUGGAGGCAGAGGAGGCGGUGGAGGAGGCAGAGGAGGCGGUGGAGGCAGAGGAGGAGGAGAUGGAGCUGGGCGAGGAGCGGUCUCUGCUGCUGGAGGCCGGAAUCUCGGCGAGGGUCACCACAGCACUGCUGGACGUCUACAGAUCCGGGGCUGUGGCCCACGAGGAUCUGGACGACCGUGCGCUGGAGGCACUGAAGGAGUUUAACGAGGACGGAGCGUUGGCCGUGCUCGAACAGUUCCGGGACAGCGACCUCUCCCACGUGCAGAACAAGAGUGCGUUUCUCUGCGGAGUCAUGAAGACCUACCGGCAGAGGGAGAAACAGGGACGGAAAGUUCCCGAUGUCAGCAAAGGCCCCGACGAAGCAAAGAUUAAGGAGCUUCUGGACCGCACGGGCUACACUCUGGACGUCACAACGGGCCAGCGCAAGUACGGGGGGCCGCCCCCCACCAGCGUCCACUCGGGGGGGGCCCCCCCCAACGGCACAGAGGUGUUUGUGGGUAAGAUACCCAGGGACAUGUAUGAGGAUGAGCUGGUGCCCGUGCUGGAGAAGGCCGGCCCCAUCUGGGACUUGCGCCUCAUGAUGGACCCUCUGACGGGACUCAACCGAGGCUACGCGUUCCUCACCUACUGCAGCCGGGACUCAGCUCUGGAGAGCGUUAAACAGUUUAAUGACCACGAGAUACGUAGAGGCAAGCAGCUUGGAGUCUGUCUCUCUGUCGCCAACAAUCGCCUCUUCAUUGGCUCCAUCCCCAAAAACAAGACCCACGAACAGGUGUCGGAGGAGUUCAACAAACACAUCGAGGGCGUGACAGAGGUGAUUCUGUACCAGCAGACAGAGGACCAGCAGAAGAACAGAGGCUUCUGUUUCCUGGAGUUUGACGACCACAAAUCGGCCGCUCAGGCACGCCGCAAGCUUCUCGGCGGCAAAACCAAAAUAUUUGGCAACGUGGUGACGGUGGAGUGGGCAGAGCCGGUGGACACGGACCCCAGCGUCAUGGCCAAGGUGAAGGUGCUGUUCCUGAGGAACCUCGCGGCGAGCGUCAGCGAGGAGACUCUUCAGACUCUGUUUGGCGCGUUCGGGAGCCUGGAGCGAGUGAAGAAAGUCAAGGACUACGCUUUCAUUCACUUUGAGGACAGGGACGCGGCCCUCAAGGUGAGACAGCUCACUCGCCCGCUCGCUCGCUCGUCCGCUCGCUCGCUCGUCCGCUCGCUC
This is a messenger RNA of Petromyzon marinus (sea lamprey), 1250 nucleotides long. The record is from RefSeq and is a predicted model, not a curated record. NCBI's taxonomy places the organism in Eukaryota, Metazoa, Chordata, Hyperoartia, Petromyzontiformes, Petromyzontidae.